GUCAACAGAUUGCUCUCCCGCCGGUGAUCACCAUCGAUUAUGUAGAGCCAAUCUUUGACGAUGCAGGUACAAUUGUUAAAUAUGGAUUGCCCGAGCAAGUGUACUGUGCGGAGUCAGGCUCCAAACUGGUUGAUCCCAAAAUGUUAACCCAUGCUCCCGACGAGCUUCGUGACCACCUCUAUGUCAGGGCAUUUAUCUUUCCGGAUCCGUCGGCAGGGAGCUACAUUGUGGUUCUCAUCCACGGUCCAGAAGGUGAGCUUUCGUUCGCAAGGAUAGGUGAUUGUAAGUGGACCUUGCUGCCCCCUGGUUGGGACUAUAAACAAUGCAUCUACAUGCAUGAUCUAUUGUAUGCAUUCACGGGAACAGGAAGAAUUGAUGCUUUUGAUCUCGGUGGCCCUACCGUCACGAGGAACAUAAUUAUAGAUGAGAUUGACAAUUACAUUAGCUGGGACAUGUGGUAUGUUGUUCAGGCACCGUGUGACGGCCUGCUGCAAGUCCGCAGAAAGAUUGAACUAAUAGAUGCGGCUUCUGAGGACCUCAUAGCUAUUAAAACUAGAAAAAUCUUGUUAUACAAAGUUGAUAUGGCAGCAGAAGAGCUUGUGGAAAUAAAUGGCUUGCAACAUCACGUGUUGUUUCUUGGGCGUAAUCAGGCACAGUACCUUAAUGCUGAAGAAUAUCCGCAACUGAAGGCAAAUUGUGUCUAUUUCGCAGAUGAUGAGCAACAUAAUUGGAAGUAUAAGCCGAAUCCCCGGGACAUAGGUGUUCUCAACUUGGAUGAUGACAGUACGGAAGAAAUUGUAUCCCCGCUUUGGUGCAGCUGGCCCAGUCCCAUAUGGAUAACACCCAGUCUUACAGUGAUGAACUUGUCAUUGUACGAAUAGGUAGUAACAUGGCAAGUCUACUAACAUAUGUAUUUGCGACCAAGGAGCUGAUGAGUUUGACAUUUGUCCGUGUGGGAAACACAUCACAUAUGUCAUUGCGUCUA
Messenger RNA from Triticum aestivum (bread wheat), 985 nucleotides. RefSeq names its product F-box only protein 7. Lineage: Eukaryota; Viridiplantae; Streptophyta; Magnoliopsida; Poales; Poaceae. The record is from RefSeq and is a predicted model, not a curated record. Gene Ontology annotation, molecular function: protein binding.